Messenger RNA from Gadus chalcogrammus (walleye pollock), 1010 nucleotides. RefSeq names its product myeloid-associated differentiation marker homolog. The transcript has 2 exons. Lineage: Eukaryota; Metazoa; Chordata; Actinopteri; Gadiformes; Gadidae. Bases 108 to 1010 code for a protein of 300 amino acids. The record is from RefSeq and is a predicted model, not a curated record. Gene Ontology annotation, cellular component: membrane.
UGUGCUUUGCAUUCUCAUUGAGGAAGUAGAAGCGCUCUACAGGUGUAAGCGUAGUUGCUUGUCGCACUCACAAAGCAAAGCGGGGUCGAUAGCCUGCCCUCGACACCAUGGCCGUGCUGGUCCUGGAGGCCCGCGACUGCACCAGCCCCGUGUUCCUCGUGCGAACGUUGGCCCUUCUCUGCGGCUGCGUCACCUUCAGCCUGGUGGGCUCCCUGGCGCCCGAGCACCUCCGCGAAACCGAGCGCCGCCACAACACCUUCUGGAUCGCCUGCAUGUUCACCUGGUGCUUCUUCUUCACGCUCACCCUCCUCAUCCACGUCCUCAACGUCAUCCAGUUCCACAGCCUGCUGCCCGUGUCCUGGAAGAACCUGACGGUGACCGUGGCGGCCCUGGGAGCCCUCAUGACGCUGAGCGCCUCCGUGCUGCUCCCCUGGAGGGUCCUCCACCACCGGCCCACCUCGGCCCGGCCGCUGGCCGCCGCCGUGGCCGCCUGCCUCACCGUGCUGGCCUACUGCGGCGAGGUGUGGGCGAUCCGCGGGCAGCCCCAGGAGCAGAGGGGAUACAUGGCCAGCUUACCGGGCGUCCUCAAGAUCGUCCAGUGUUGGGGAGGCUUUCAGAUGAUCCCCCUGUUCCUGGAGACGAUGACGGCCACGCAGGCCAGGGAUCUGAGCGCCGGAGGAGGGGUACACGUCUGGCAGCUGUGGGUGUCGGUGGGGUUGUACAACGUGUGUCUGCUGAUGUCCUUGGCCUCCGUCGCGGUGAUACUGUGCGACUGCGCCGGGAGGUUCUGUCCGUUUCCGUUGGAUCGACUUUUGGCCGGGUUCAGCCUGCUGGGGGUGUUGUUCUAUAUGGUCGCCACGGUGAUCUGCGUUACCAACGUGCUGCAGGAUGUGGAAGACCGAUCAGGGCUGCUGAUCAUGGAGACCGUCAUUGUUAGUAUUACACUGAUGGCGUACACAGUGGACUUUUCCUUUUCCAUCAAGCAGUUGUGUGAAAGGGGCCAUGGCUGA